This is a messenger RNA of Castor canadensis (American beaver), 422 nucleotides long. NCBI's taxonomy places the organism in Eukaryota, Metazoa, Chordata, Mammalia, Rodentia, Castoridae. The record is from RefSeq and is a predicted model, not a curated record.
GUGAAGAACCUCGAGGCCGCAAGGACCUAGGAGCCGCUGCUUCUUCCGCCCCGGCCUGGUCUCAGCAGAGGAUCUGUUGCCGUCAUGUCGGCUGCGAUUGCGGCUCUAGCCGCUUCCUAUGGUUCGGGAUCGGGGUCUGAAUCGGACUCGGACAGUGAGGGCAGUCGGUGUCCGCUGCCAGCCGCCGACUCCCUCAUGCACUUAACUAAAUCGCCUUCGGCCAAGCCCUCUCUGGCGGUGGCGGUGGACUCGGCUCCGGAGGUGGCAGUUAAGGAAGAUUUGGAGACUGGUGUUCACCUUGACCCUGCUGUAAAAGAAGUUCAGUACAAUCCUUCCUAUGAGACCAUGUUUGCUCCUGAGGUAAGAAAAUAUAUUUGGAGUUUUCCUUUUUGCUAAAGUAUGUAACUCAUACAGAGGUAGAU